Messenger RNA from Salvia splendens (bonfire salvia), 690 nucleotides. Its product is annotated as secreted RxLR effector protein 161-like. Lineage: Eukaryota; Viridiplantae; Streptophyta; Magnoliopsida; Lamiales; Lamiaceae. The record is from RefSeq and is a predicted model, not a curated record. Bases 1 to 690 code for a protein of 229 amino acids. The transcript has a single exon.
AUGGAAGACUCUUCUAAGUAUAGAAGACAAAUAGGGAGACUGCUAUACUUAUGCAUUACUAGACCCGACAUCACUUUUGUUGUGCAUAAACUAAGUCAGUACGUAUCAAAUCCAUGUGUUGAUCAUUGGGAAGCAAGUGAGAGGAUAUUGAGAUACUUGAAAGCUACACCAGGUCAUGGGCUGUUCUAUUCUAUCAAAGCAACACCAACACUUAGCAUUUUUUCAGAUGCUGAUUGGGCAGCUUGCCCAGAUACUCGACGCUCUAUGACUGGAUACUGCCUUUUUCUUGGAUCUUCACUGGUGUCAUGGAAAUCCAAGAAGCAACAAACCAUAUCUAGAUCCUCUGCCGAAGCUGAGUACCGAGCAAUGGCUCAAGCAACUUGUGAAGUGACUUGGGCUAUUGCACUAUUAAAAGACUUUGGAGUAAAAGUAGAGAAGGCAGUCCCUCUCUUUUGUGAUAAUCAAGUUGCGAUGCACAUUAGUGUGAAUCCGGUUUUUCAUGAACGUACUAAACAUAUAGAGAUAGAUUGUCAUACAGUGAGGGAAAAGUAUUUGGAAGGAAUUAUCAAACCAAUGCACAUCAAGAAUGACUUGCAACUGGCAGAUAUAUUUACAAAGGCUCUUGGUGCUGCUGCUUUUGAGAAGAUCUUGAGCAAGAUAAGUUUCUACAGCUUAUACACUCCAUCUUGA